Messenger RNA from Knipowitschia caucasica, 1143 nucleotides. The record is from the annotation of a GenBank genome assembly. NCBI's taxonomy places the organism in Eukaryota, Metazoa, Chordata, Actinopteri, Gobiiformes, Gobiidae.
AUGACCAUCUGCAAACAGCAAGAACCCAUGACCAUCUGCAAACAGCAAGAACCCAUGAUCAUCUGCAGACUGCAAGAACCCAUGACCAUCUACAAACAGCAAGAACCCAUGAUCAUCUGCACACUACAAGAACCCAUGACCAUCUGCAAACAGCAAGAACCCAUGACCAUCUGCAAACAGCAAGAACCCAUGAUCAUCUGCAGACUGCAAGAACCCAUGAUCAUCUGCAGACUGCAAGAACCCAUAAUCAUCUGCAGACUGCAAGAACCCAUGAUCAUCUGCAGACUACAAGAACCCAUGAUCAUCUGCAAACAGCAAGAACCCAUGACCAUCUGCAGACUGCAAGAACCCAUAAUCAUCUGCAGACUGCAAGAACCCAUGAUCAUCUGCAGACUGCAAGAACCCAUGACCAUCUGCAGACUGCAAGAACCCAUGAUCAUCUGCAGACUGCAAGAACCCAUGACCAUCUGCAGACUGCAAGAACCCAUGACCAUCUGCAGACUGCAAGAACCCAUGAUCAUCUGCAGACUGCAAGAACCCAUGACCAUCUGCAGACUGCAAGAACCCAUGACCAUCUGCAAACAGCAAGAACCCAUGACCAUCUGCAGACUGCAAGACCCCAUGAUCAUCUGCAGACUGCAAGAACCCAUAAUCAUCUGCAGACUGCAAGAACCCAUGAUCAUCUGCAGACUGCAAGAACCCAUAAUCAUCUGCAGACUGCAAGAACCCAUGAUCAUCUGCAGACUACAAGAACCCAUGAUCAUCUGCAGACUGCAAGAACCCAUGACCAUCUGCAGACUGCAAGAACCCAUAAUCAUCUGCAGACUGCAAGAACCCAUGAUCAUCUGCAGACUACAAGAACCCAUGAUCAUCUGCAGACAGCAAGAACCCAUGAUCAUCUGUAGACUGCAAGAACCCAUGAUCAUCUGCAGACUGCAAGACCCCAUGACCAUCUGCAGACAGCAAGAACCCACGACCAUCUGCAGACAGCAAGAACCCAUGACCAUCUGCAGACUGCAAGAACCCAUGAUCAUCUGCAGACUGCAAGAACCCAUGAUCAUCUGCAGACUGCAAGAACCCAUGACCAUCUGCAGACAGCAAGAACCCAGCACUCCAGCCUGUUGGUGCCAGAUUGUUUGCUGA